GUAAAAACUAAAAGUCAUUUUAACAGCACUCAAUGUAAGACUUUCAUUAGGUGCUUGUAAAUAUAACUUAACAGUCUAACACCUUAAGUGUCUCUUCCACUUCAUCAAAUGGAGGAAAUUGGAAAAAUCCCAUGGACGAUCUUCUUAUUCUCUCAUCCUAUGUUCUCUUGUUUCAUUUCACUCUAUACUAUAUUUCUACUUUAUUUCCCUCAAGAUUCUCUUCGGAUUCUUAUUUCUCCUGUUCCUCUCCUCGUCGGAGCUUUCUUAGUCUCCUACUUCCGCUUCGGGUUGACCCGAGAAUCCAUUGCGCGACCCGGAAAUAAUGAGAAUUCGAUAGGACCCGAACUCAAAACUGGUCUCGGUUCAAAUCCGGAUUUCAUGGGUGAUUUAGUGGAAAGAAAUUUGAAAUUGAGAGCUCCAUUGGAAGUUAUACACGAAGAAGAAGAACAGCCGAUGACCCGGUUCGUAAUGAUCGAGAGGUUACCAUCUUUAUCGAUGUUUAACCCAGAAUCUGAUUCCGAAUUGGACCGCUAUUUCCCGGUUAUGAGUGAAAAUGAUCCAACCCGGUUCGUGAGGAUCGAAAGGUUACCAUCGUUGUCGAUUAAACCGGAAUUUUAUUUGGUUUUCGGGUCCGAAUUGGAUAACUAUUUCCCGGUUAUGGAUGUAAAGAUCCGAUCCGGUUUAGGAGGAUCGAGAGAUUCCCUUUGUUAUCGAUAA
This is a messenger RNA of Arabidopsis lyrata subsp. lyrata, 717 nucleotides long. RefSeq lists its product as uncharacterized. The transcript has a single exon. The record is from RefSeq and is a predicted model, not a curated record. Bases 109 to 717 code for a protein of 202 amino acids. Lineage: Eukaryota; Viridiplantae; Streptophyta; Magnoliopsida; Brassicales; Brassicaceae.